AUGGUUUUACCAAAUUAUAAGAUUGGUAAAACUCUUGGACAUGGAUCUUUUGCCACUGUAAAAUUAGCAGAUCAUGUAGUUACUGGACACAAAGUUGCUAUCAAAAUCCUUAAUCGUGUUAAGAUUAAGGACAUCAAAGUAUAUGAAACAGUGCAAAGGGAGAUCAAAAUUCUCAGAUUUUUGAUGCAUCCUCAUAUCAUCCGUCAAUAUGAAGUUAUAGAGACACCAGACGACAUUUACGUUGUAAUGGAAUAUGUUAAGUCCGGAGAACUAUUUGACUAUAUUGUACAGAAAGGUAGAUUACAAGAAGACGAAGGUCGCCUUCUUUUUCAGCAGAUCAUAUCUGGUGUAGAGUAUUGUCAUCGCAAUAAGGUCGUUCAUAGAGAUCUCAAACCGGAGAAUAUCCUUUUGGAUUCGAAACGUAACAUAAAGAUUGUAGAUUUUGGCUUAAGUAAUGUCAUGCAAGAUGGCCAUUUUUUUAAAACAAGUUGUGGAAGCCCUAAUUAUGCUGCUCCGGAGGUUAUUUCAGGAAAACCAUAUGCUGGACCAGAAGUAGAUAUAUGGAGUUGUGGAGUGAUAUUAUAUGCCCUAUUGUGUGGUAGGCUUCCUUUCGAUGACGAAAAUAUCCCUAAUCUGUUUAACAAAAUAAAGAGGGGAGAGUAUACUCUUCCAGAUCAUUUAUCAUAUGCUGCUAGAGAUUUGAUACCGAGGAUGCUUAUGGUUGAUCCUAUAGUAAGAAUUAGCAUUCCUGAGAUUCGACAACAUCCUUGGUUCAAUAUCCAUAUUCCUCGUUAUCUUGCGGUUCCUCCAUUAGACAUUUCAGCACAAAAGUUUGAUGAGGAGAUCAUUCAAGAAGCAGUCAGCAUAGGAUUUGAUAGAAAAGAGAUUGUGGAAUCUCUUUCCAAUAGAAUCCAAAAUGAGGCUACAGUUACAUAUUAUAUAUUACUUGACAAUCGACGUCGUGUUCACGGUGACUAUUCCCAAUCCAAGUUCAAAGAUACAUUGGAUGGUACUUUUGAUUCGACGCUUCACAUGGCUGCUUCACAAGUUGGCUAUUCGUUUCCUGCAUUGGUUGAUAACCAUAGGAGGACGACUGGACUAGGAUCACGUAUCAAAGUUGACAAAAAGUGGACCCUUGGACUUCAGUCUCAAGCGCAUCCUCGUGAAAUCAUGAAUGAUGUUUUCAAGGCUCUUCAAAAUCUUAAAGUGUUUUGGAAGAAGAUUGGAGACUACAACAUAAAAUGCAGAUGGGUUCGAAUUCAUAACAAUAAUAUCUCCGAAGAUAACAUGAUUGAGGAUGAUGAAUGUGCCAUAAUCUCACCAACCGUCAUCAAAUUUGAACUUCAGCUAUACAAAGUAAGUGAAGGCAAGUACUUGUUGGACAUUCAGAGAGUAGAUGGACCUCAAUUUAUCUUCUUAGAUCUAUGUGUCGCCUUUCUCACCGAGCUAGGUGUGAUGUGA
This is a messenger RNA of Arabis nemorensis, 1461 nucleotides long. NCBI's taxonomy places the organism in Eukaryota, Viridiplantae, Streptophyta, Magnoliopsida, Brassicales, Brassicaceae. The record is from the annotation of a GenBank genome assembly.